This is a messenger RNA of Oldenlandia corymbosa var. corymbosa, 2658 nucleotides long. The record is from the annotation of a GenBank genome assembly. Lineage: Eukaryota; Viridiplantae; Streptophyta; Magnoliopsida; Gentianales; Rubiaceae.
AUGUCUCUAGAUGCUGCAGUAGGAUUUAUCCUACAAAACCUGAAAGAAUCAAUUCAAUACAAUUCUGAUUUGUUGAGUGGAGUGAAGGAUGAUGCAAAGGAGCUGAGUGGAGAUCUUGAUACCCUAAAAGCAUUCGUCAAGACUUACACCCAAAAGUAUCAGGACAACGACAUUCUCGAGACAUUGGCCAACAAAAUCAGGUCUGCGGUUUAUCGGGCUGAGGAUGCCAUUGAAAAGUAUAUCUACUGUGCCUCUCAGCAGAAACAGAGGACCGGAGUCAAUAAAGCAGUUCAAUGGUUAUCCUACAUGUCAGACUUGAAAACUGUUGCCAAAGAGAUUAGGAAGGUGAGCAAGGAGGUGAAGGCGAUUUACAACACCGAGGCUCAAAUUGGACUCGCUGCUAUGCAAAUUGAGGAGAAUGCUAACAAGGAUCAGAAGAAGAAAAAGACACCUAUUGUUGAAGAUAAUGUGGUUGGUUUUGAAGAUGCUGCUCAGGAAGUUUAUGAACUGCUUGCCGGUGAAGACAAAUCAAAAAAUUUGGAAGUAAUUUCAAUCAUUGGGAUGCUGGGGUUAGGGAAGACAACACUUGCCAAAAAAGUCUUUAGUGACCCAAGAAUUGAAUACGAGUUCUACACUCGUGUAUUUGUCAAUGUUUCUCAAGAGUACGAGAGGAAAGAAGUAUUCCUGAAAAUUUUGGCUAGUUUUGGUCAAACAAAUGAGCAGACACAGAAGAUGUCAGAUGACGAAUUGGCUGAGCGCCUCAAUGAACAAUUGAAAACAAGGAAGUAUCUGAUUGUGAUGGAUGAUGUUUGGACCCCCGAAGCAUGGAAUGAUCUCAAAGUUGCUUUCCCCAACAACAACAAGUCUAGUAGAAUUCUAAUCACUAGUCGCAACAAACCUGUAGCAGUUGCAGCCAAUAAGAACAUUGACCCUUAUAAUCUCCGGUUUUUGUAUCCGGAAGAGAGUCAAGAAUUACUCCGAAGGAAGGUUUUUGGUGAGAAUAGUUGUCCGGCAGAUAAAGAAGAGUACGAGGUACGUAUAUUGAAAAAAUGUGCUGGACUUCCACUUGCAAUAGUUGUGAUUGCAGGUAUUCUUGUGAAUCAACGAGAGAGAACCGACUGGUGGAGAAGAGUGGCUGAAGAUGUGAAUUACUAUGAUGCAAGAAAUCAAGAACAAACAUAUGAUGUGAUCAAGUUGAGUUAUAAUCACAUGCCAUAUAGCUUAAAACCUUGUUUUCUUUAUCUUGGAGUGUUUCGUGAAGAUUUAGAUAUUCCGGUGUGGAAGUUAUUACGACUCUGGAUUGCUGAAGGCCUGAUUGCUCGCAAUGGUAGUAAUAUGACUCUGGAGGAUAUAGCUGAGGAUUACUUGGAAGAGUUGGUCGAUCGAAAUCUGGUGAUGGCGGCAAAUAGGAGGUUGACUGGUCAGAUCAAAACAUGCCGAAUCCAUGACACCUUGCGAGACUUUUGCAAGAAGGAAUCCAUGAAGGAAAAUCUUUUCCUGGAAAUAAAAAGGUUUGAAGAUGUUUUUGCUUUGUCUGGUAACUCGUCCGAGAAGAAUAUGCGUCGCUUAUGUGUGAAUGCAUUUGUCUCUGAAUAUAUUAAAUCAAAACCUUCUGGAGAGCUUGUACGUUCUUUUUUGAGCUUUGCUAAGGAAGAAACCAUUAUGCCACCUGAACACGUCUCUACCAUCCCAAAAGCCUUUAAGCUCCUAAGAGUUUUGGAUGUUAGGUCAAUCAUUUACCACCGGUUUCCCACAGAACUCCUCCAGCUGGUCCUUUUGAAAUAUAUUGCCAUAUCUAGCAACUUCAAAGUCCUUCCUGAGAAAGUGGCAAACUUGUGGAACCUGCAAACUCUUAUUGUAGAUACAUCAUCCCGCACCCUUGAAAUCAAAGCUGACAUAUGGAAGCUGUCGCAACUGAGGCAUCUUCAAACGAAUGCUUCAACGCGUUUGCCACAACCCAAGGAAGAUUCCCCAAGUAAUCCAAACCUACUUACUCUAGCUACAAUUGCACCAGGGAGUUGUACAAUUGAGGUGUUUUCCAAGACCCCAAAGCUGAAGAAAUUGGGCAUAUGUGGCAAAUUGGUUGAACUUUUGGAGCCAAAUGUCCAGUCCAAUCUGUCCAACUGCCUUAUCAGGCUGGAAGACCUUGAAAACUUGAAGUUGAUGAAUGAUGACAUGACUUCCAGGUUGCAUUCCCUUCCUCCCGACAAUGUGUUUCCGAAACAACUAGUAAGGUUGACAUUGCAGAAUACGUUGCUAGAUUGGAGACACAUGUCUACAUUGGGAAGACUGGAGAAGCUAGAGGUUCUCAAAUUGAAAGACAACGCGUUCCAGGGGGAAUUUUGGGACACGGAGCCUGGUGGUUUUCGCAGUCUCAAAGUCUUGCAUAUUGGAAGUACAAAUCUGGUGAGAUGGAAGUCUGCAGCCAGCCAUUUUCCGCAGCUGAGAAGCCUCUUUCUCAGGCACUGCACUGUGCUUGAGGCCAUCCCGCCAGAACUUGGAGAUAUUUCCACCUUACAAAAAAUUGAUCUCUAUUGCACAAAUGCUAGAGUGGCUACUUCUGCUAGGAAAAUUGAGGUACUAAAGCUAAAAGUUCAGGCUCAGAAAAAGAUCAAAGGUGCCGGGUUCAAAUUCUCAUUUUAUCCUCCAGAUCAUUAA